ACCUGUUAAACUCGAGCAGGUAGCCCAAGAGACUCCCCUCUCUCUUUUACUUUUGUUUUCACACUCUCCGUUUCUAUAGCUUCGCAGGUCUCUACAUUGCUGUGAUCUAUCAAUAAGGUUGGAAUUUGAUGCUUCUUUUACUGACUGGAGAAGUGCCUAUUUGGUGAAUUUUGGUUUUUUCUUGUCUAUUUGAAGAAGCAUUUGAUGCUCUUCAGGGUACUCUCAAAUCACCCAUUUAGGAGACCGUGAAUGAAAAUCACUUAAUUUCAGUUCUUGCAUGAUUCAAGCAGAAAUUGAUUCUUCUCUGGACACCCAUAUGAGAAUAUUGCGAAAGGGUGUCUGAAAGCGUACCUUUUCUGGGUUCUUGGGGUUGUUUGGUCUUUAAUUCUCAAAACUUGGAACUUGCUAUCUUUUCCUUUUUAGGACUUUCUCAAGAUACCAUUUUGCUUAUUCCGAGUUCAUUGCUUCAAGUUUUGUGGUGAUCAUCUUGAAUUUAGGUCUUAAUUGAAGAGAUUCAAGGGUAACAAGAUCAAUGUAUUGGUGCUUAAAUGUGUGGAGAAGGUGAAAUUUUUUUUCGAGUCCAACUAAAGUGAAAAAAAGGGAAUCUGCUUUCCUUUUGAUGAGCUGUUUGUUAGCUAAUGCCAUUGUUUGUCUGUGUCUACUUUAUGCUCUGAAAGGUUCACUUUGUUGUCUGUAGGAAGCAUUUUCCAAUUUUUUUCUCUUGCAAAUUAGAGAAGACUUGAUCGUAGGGUUCUUUCAAAUAUUGAAGUAUGUAGCUGGUGCUGGGUAGAUUUUACGCAUGUUACAUUGGAUAUCUCUUUUUUCACUUUGUCUAUGGAAUGCUGCUGCGUGGGGUUUCUUUUACUUUAUAGCACCCUCACAGUUUUAUAAAGCUGCCAAGGUUACUUGUUCCUUGCUGAGUCCUCCAAGAUAUGACCACAUAUAUAGUUCCUUCUGUUAUAUACACUGAUAGAUUUAGCACUAGUCUUCGCUGACUGUUGCUUUGGGGUUUCUCCUCAAUCACAUAUAUAGGUUAUUCUUUAGGCUCUGGGGGUUUUGCUUUUGAGUCCCAGGACAUGGAUGGUAGCGGUGAUAACAAUGGUGAUUUGGGAUAUCAAAAUAGAGUUGAGAGUGUUAUGAAAUGUCCAUCUUCAGGAAUGAACACUAACCCCUUCUAUGUUUCUGCUUGGGAUCCAGUUGUUUCAUUUAGCCAGCUUGGGAAUUUUGGUGGUUCAUCAACAGGGUCUCAAAGUGAAUUUUCCAAUUCUCCUUUCCCAAUUGUAAUGGAAAACCCAGGAAUUAGUAACACCUGCCACCUUGUUCAUUACCCAUCUGAUUCAGGCUUUGCUGAGCUGGUGCCAAAGUUUCCUGGCUUUGGAAGUGGGAAUUUCUCAGAAAUGGUUGGCUCUGUUGGCCUAACUGAGUGUGGCCAGAUUGUUAAUGCUGGGUGCCCUCCAAAUUACAAGGAGGCAAACAAUGAGAGCACUGCACAUGGUGCACAACGUGAGGAAGAUCAGCAAUUAUCCGAAGAGACAACUAUGGGAGCCUUACCAAAUGGAAAGAGAAGAAGACUAGUGGCCGAGUCCAAUUCUCCUUUUGAUCCAAACAAGAAUGCUGAAGGAGAGUUUCAAAAGGAUCCUUCUGGAGAGAGUUCUGAUAUUGCAAAAGAACUGGAUGAGAAGAAACAAAAAAUUGAACAAAACUGUGGUGCUAAUUUGCGUGGCAAACAGGUAGCUAAACAAGCUAAAGACAAUCCUCAAAGUGGGGAAGCUCCUAAAGAUGAUUACAUUCAUGUAAGAGCCAGAAGGGGUCAAGCUACCAAUAGCCACAGCCUUGCAGAGAGGGUGAGAAGAGAAAAGAUUAGUGAGCGGAUGAGAAUGCUACAAGAACUUGUUCCAGGAUGCAAUAAGAUUACUGGCAAGGCGGUGAUGCUUGAUGAGAUCAUCAACUAUGUGCAAUCACUGCAACAGCAGGUUGAGUUUUUGUCAAUGAAACUAGCAACUGUAAAUCCAGAACUGUACAAUGAUGUUGAGAAGAUUCAAUCUAAAGAUAUCCUUCAUUCACGUGGUGGCAAUGCAGCUAUUCUAGGAUUCAGUCCUGGGAUAAAUUCGCACCAGUAUUCACAUGGGAUUUUUCAACCUGGCAUACCAGUCAUUCUAAAUUCCAAUACACAAUUUUCUCCAGCACAUCAUGCUGUAUUAGAUAACGAGCUCCAGAGCUUUUUCCAAAUGGGAUUUGAUUCCAGUUCAGCUGCUGACAGUUUAGGACCAAAUGCAGGGCAUUUGAAACCAGAGCUCUGAAUGUUGAAGAGAGAUAACAAGGCAUUGAUUCCACCUAACAAAGAAAAUCAAGUGGUUCAAGUUGACUUUCAUAUUGAAAGAAAACAAAAAUAGUCAAGAAAAUUCUUCUGUUGUAUAGGUUUAAGCUCCUAACUGUUCGUUCUUCAAUUUUUUUGGAAGAAGAUUACGUGCUAGAAUCACAGAUAUAUGUAUAUUUUCCAACUAAGAACUGAGACUUUUGCUGGUGAUGUUUGUUGAUUUUUGCCUGUUUCCUUGGGAAUGAAUUUGAGCAUGUAUGAA
Populus nigra (black poplar) is the source of this 2579-nucleotide messenger RNA. Its product is annotated as transcription factor bHLH74-like. Gene Ontology annotation, biological process: regulation of DNA-templated transcription. The coding region runs from base 1077 to 2300 and encodes 407 amino acids. The transcript has 8 exons. Gene Ontology annotation, cellular component: nucleus. The record is from RefSeq and is a predicted model, not a curated record. Gene Ontology annotation, molecular function: protein dimerization activity; DNA-binding transcription factor activity. Lineage: Eukaryota; Viridiplantae; Streptophyta; Magnoliopsida; Malpighiales; Salicaceae.